Toxotes jaculatrix (banded archerfish) is the source of this 5226-nucleotide messenger RNA. It is a transcript of the gene prkd3, whose product is annotated as protein kinase D3. The transcript is spliced from 19 exons. NCBI's taxonomy places the organism in Eukaryota, Metazoa, Chordata, Actinopteri, Toxotidae. The coding region runs from base 700 to 3363 and encodes 887 amino acids. The record is from RefSeq and is a predicted model, not a curated record. Gene Ontology annotation, molecular function: protein serine/threonine kinase activity; ATP binding. Gene Ontology annotation, biological process: protein phosphorylation.
CAGGGGGAGUAGUCACAGCUGGAAGGAUAAUAAGAUGCGCAUGAAUUUACAAUCUGGAAUAAAAGAUAAGAGAAAAUAAAUGGACGGCUCGGUUGGUCUCAGCGCGCCCGUGUGUAACAGUAAAGUUGGUAUUUAUUGUACGUAGACUACGACGCUGCGCUUUGGUGUGUGACUUCCAAAAAAAAAGUGCAGCAUAAUAAAACUUCAGGCUCCGCUUUCCUCAGUUGAUGGAGUUGAAAAGUUUCUUCAGUCCACUCACAAUGGAAAGAAAAGCGCCCUUCGCUGACUGUGAAGGUUUCCUGUGGUCAGAGUGGAUUACUGACUUCAGUAAGGAGAAGGAACACCACUCCAGGAUAUGAAGUUUGUGGCGGUGGUUUUACUGCAGAAGCCUGUGGAUUGUUCAGAGAGCUUUUCUCCAUCACCUGCCCACUUCAUUAAUGAGUGUGUGGUGUGUGAGCUCAGGUGGGCGGAUUGGUUAUUACCCUCUUAAUUUCUGAAAAAAACAAUAAAAAAACCCCCCCAAAAAACAAUGUCACUUUGAUAAACACGUACAGUGCUGAGUCACUACGACUGAUGAGGACCAGAGAUCCCCCCCUACUAGGAGUUCAUCCAUAGAAGUCCAGCUGUGCUUUUUUUUGUAUCACCCCUCUCUGAAUUUUCCACAAUUCAGCAUUUCACGUUGCCAUUGGAAGAAACCCAAUGUCUGCCUCCUCUCCCCCAUCCUUACCUCGAGCCUUCCUCCACUCUCUCCAUCCGCACCACCCGUCCUCGUCGCCGAGCCCGCCUGGGCCGCUCUACACGCGGCUGUCCAACGGCAGUCACAGCGCCCCCAGCCCCACCAACUCCCGCAGCUCUUUCCAUGGGGUGUCCUUCCUGCUGCAGAUCGGACUGACCAGAGAGACGGUGAACCUGGAGGCCAGUGACCUGUCGCUGUCUGCUGUGAAGGACCUGGUGUGCUCCAUAGUGGACCAGAAGUUCCCGGAGUGUGGCUUCUUUGGCAUGUACGACAAAAUCCUGCUGUUCCGCCACAACUUAAAUGACGAGAACAUCCUGCAGAGGCUGACCUCAGCAGAAGAAAUCCAUGAAGGAGACCUCAUUGAGGUGGUGCUCUCUGCUCAAGCAACAGUUGAAGACUUCCAGAUCCGACCCCAUGCCCUUUUUGUCCACUCCUACAAGGCCCCCACCUUCUGCGACUACUGUGGGGAGAUGCUGUGGGGUCUGGUCCGGCAGGGGCUCAAAUGUGAAGGAUGUGGGCUAAACUACCACAAGCGCUGCGCCUUUAAGAUCCCAAAUAACUGUACCGGUGUGAGGAAGAGGCGACUGUCUAAUGUCUCACUGCCUGUACCCUCCCUCUCCGUCCCCCGACCGGUACCUGCUGAGAAUGCCGUGGUCGUCCUGGAUGAGCAGAGGUCCCAUCAGGAGGCAGGGAAGCGGAUCCUGUCCUGGAGCGGCAGGCCUAUCUGGAUGGAGAAGAUGGUGCUGGGACGGGUUAAGGUGCCGCACACCUUCGCCAUUCAUACCUACACUCGGCCCACUAUCUGCCAGUACUGCAAGCGUCUGCUCAAGGGUCUCUUUCGCCAGGGCAUGCAGUGUAAAGAUUGCAGAUUCAACUGCCAUAAGCGGUGUGCUUCAAAGGUACCAAGAGACUGUUUAGGGGAGGUGGACUUCAAUGGAGAGCCAGCCAGCCCUGGCCCAGAUUCAGACACUACCAUGGAUACUAUGGAGGUGGACAGUAGUGAUAUGGAUGGCGGCAGAGGGCUGGAUGACCCAGAGGAACCCUCAACACCAGAUGAGAGGAUGUUUGACAUGGAUUCUCCCUUAUUGGAUAGAGAGAAGGAUGAAGAGCCCAUCAAGACCAUAAGUCCUUCCACUAGCAGCAACAUCCCUCUGAUGCGGGUGGUCCAGUCCAUCAAACACACCAAGAGGCGGAGCUCCACUGUUGUGAAGGAGGGCUGGAUGGUUCAUUAUACAAGCAGGGACAACCUGCGGAAGAGACAUUACUGGAGGCUGGACAGCAAGAGUCUGAGUCUCUUCCAGAACGACACCGGAGCCAAGUUCUACAAAGAAAUCCCUCUGUCCGAGAUCCUGCAGGUAGAACAGUCCAGAGACUACAGUAAUCUGGCCCAGGGCAGCAACCCUCACUGCUUCGAGAUCAUCACAGCAACAAUGGUCUACUAUGUAGGAGAGAACAACGGCAGUCACUACCACAGCCCCGCACUGGCUGCCUCGGGAGUCGGCAUGGAAGUAGCCCAGGGAUGGGAGAAGGCCAUCAGACAGGCCCUGAUGCCCGUCACCCCCCAGCCCAGUGUGGCCAGUGCUGCUGGCCAGGGCAAAGAUCACAAAGAGCUGUCCAUCAGCAUAUCUGUGUCCAACUGCCAGAUCCAGGAGAACGUGGACAUUGCCUCUGUGUACCAAAUAUUUUCUGACGAGGUGCUGGGGUCAGGCCAGUUUGGCAUCGUGUAUGGAGGCAAACACAGAAAGAGCGGCAGAGAUGUGGCCAUCAAAGUUAUCGACAAGAUGCGAUUUCCCACGAAGCAGGAGAGCCAGCUAAGGAAUGAGGUUGCCAUUUUACAGAAUCUGCACCACCCAGGUAUCGUCAACUUGGAGUGUAUGUUUGAGACGCCAGAGCGGGUCUUUGUUGUCAUGGAGAAGCUGCACGGCGACAUGCUGGAGAUGAUCCUGUCCAGCGAGAAGAGCAAACUGCCUGAACGAAUCACCAAGUUUCUAGUCACACAGAUCCUGGUGGCCUUGAGACAUCUGCACUUCAAAAACAUUGUUCACUGUGACUUGAAGCCUGAGAAUGUACUACUAGCCUCUGCAGAGCCCUUUCCUCAGGUGAAGCUGUGUGACUUUGGCUUUGCCCGUAUCAUCGGUGAGAAGUCGUUCCGGCGGUCUGUAGUGGGCACUCCGGCUUACCUGGCUCCAGAGGUGCUGCGCAGUAAAGGCUACAACCGCUCCUUAGACAUGUGGUCAGUGGGAGUCAUUGUGUACGUCAGCUUGAGCGGGACAUUCCCUUUUAAUGAGGACGAGGACAUUAACGAUCAGAUCCAGAAUGCUGCAUUCAUGUACCCACCUACACCCUGGAAGGACAUCUCUGCAGAAGCCACAGAUCUCAUCAACAAUCUUCUCCAAGUCAAGAUGAGGAAGAGGUACAGUGUGGACAAGUGUCUCAGCCAUCCCUGGUUACAGGACUAUCAGACAUGGCUGGAUCUCAGGGAGUUUGAGACGCGGCGAGGCGAGCGCUACAUCACCCACGAGAGCGACGACGCACGUUGGGAGGAGUACGCAGACGAGAACAGUCUCGUUUACCCCAAACAUUUUAUCAUGGCUCCCAACCUGGACGACAUGGAAGAGGACCCCUAGUGGCACGGGGGACUUACUGCACCACAUGUGUGUGUGUGUUAAGGACAAGGAUUGUCAUCAGGACUUUUUGCAUGAAGCUUUGGGAGCGGUGGAUUUUCCCCCCAGGACUGUUUGUUGUGGAAACAGAGAGAAGCCAAUCAGGUAGAGAAUUACUCACCAUAGGCUUUGAAAGCGGGGAAAACCCGACAGGAAUCGUAGCAUGGAGCACCGUGACACGCAGCAGGCAGGCGGAGAUGCGUGCCACAGAAACGCAUUAAAGAACUGUCAGGAGAUAAGAGUGUUCCCUCCUCCUUUUUUUUUUGCACAAUAUCAAAACAUUCCAUGGAUUUGCUCAAGAACAAUCACAAAGCCAAAAUACGCAAGGUGAACUUUAGUCAGUAAACAUACAAUUUUGAUUGGUUUUGAGUAAUAAUAUGGCUCUGUUCUUUAAGUAAGAGAGGAGAUCAGAGAGAUAUCUUACACCAGGAGUAAAGGGCACUUUUCACAAGGGAUUUACAGCAUGAGAAUCAAACACAGAGUUUAUUCUCAUCUCCAGACUGUUUGUGAGACUGUCCUUUGGCAUGAAACUGGAACUAUCACAUGUAUUUGUAUGUCUUUUUUUUUUAAUGUAUUUAGUAAUUGUGGUAGGUUUUUGCACUAUAUUACCACUGAACAUAGCAACUGAAUAGUAACGCUAUUCGCUGCUACAGAGAGCAAACAGCUUUUGAGGGUCCAGUCUGGGUGCAAAGUGUUAAAGAGUGGUAACCAGUAGAAAGCUGAUGCAGCUCACAUACUAUUGGCUGUUAGAGUAUGUUUAGUGGCAGCUAAUUAGCGUGUAUGUUUCACCAGCUUUCACCUGGACAAAGUGACAAACAGACCCUGACCAAACAUGUUAACAAAAACUAUUCAUUUCAGUGUUUCCAAACUAUUUUUUCUUAAUUAACGUUGUUCAUUACUAAAUUGCUGCAAGACCGUAGCCCUGAACGUUGAGUAAAUGCAAUAAUGGAGCCAAUACUUCUAUUCAACAUGAAGUUAAAAUCAGCAAUGGACUCUAUGUUAGAGUAUCAUGCUUCUGUGUACCCUUUACUUUUUCAGUAUGGUUGAAUGUGACUCCAUUUCUGAAUUACUGUAUGUGUUUUUGAUGCUCUGUUUCCAACCUAGGUUUUUACACAGAACAAAAUAUUGGUGUCCAUUUUCUUGUUUAUUAUGUCGUCAGGACCAUUUCAACAGCCCUUUUGUCUAGACAGUAGACAUCGUGGAAACGAAGUAUAAUUACAGUUCGGUUCACAUGGGAGUUUAUAGUGCUACCGUUUUGUUAUUUGCUUUAUUGGUGUGUUUUGGGAGUACGUUCCUGUUUCCUGUUGUCCCUUUCCCGUCUUUGUUGCCGCUGGAUUGGCAGGUGUCAGUGUUUUGUAUAUUUCAGUUCAUACCAGUGGAAUAAAAACCCAACGUCUUAACUGAGAAUUAAAGUUUUCUUCUGGCUGUCUUCCUGUUCACGCUCCUGACUUUAACAAUAGAUUUUGGGUUUCAGUGCCUCGGCACUGCUUAUGCAUGCAUGCAUAAAGCCGCCCCGGGUUGUAGCUUUGUGUAUGUUCUGUUGUGAUGUAUGAGUGUUGUGUGUAGUGGUUUCACAUGUCAGAUCCCAUUCUCAGCAGCUGGAUGUGAUUGUUGCACCACACUGAGCAGCUUGCCCAGCCAGUCGCUCACCGCAAGGGAGUAAUGACAUAGUUAAAGAGGGUGGUGGUGAUGUGGGGGUUUGUGGAAGACUUUGAAAUCGCUCAUGAUAAAUGCUAUCAUGGAAUCCCUUCAAGUAUCAAACGUGUGUUCAACUCCAGCCAUAUGAAUAAAACGUCUAAUUUCUGGACUGUACUUCUGAAUGGGCCU